Dromiciops gliroides (monito del monte) is the source of this 5091-nucleotide messenger RNA. RefSeq names its product formin like 3 (gene FMNL3). Lineage: Eukaryota; Metazoa; Chordata; Mammalia; Microbiotheria; Microbiotheriidae. Bases 386 to 3472 code for a protein of 1028 amino acids. The record is from RefSeq and is a predicted model, not a curated record. Gene Ontology annotation, cellular component: cytosol. Gene Ontology annotation, biological process: cortical actin cytoskeleton organization; regulation of cell shape; cell migration. The transcript has 27 exons. Gene Ontology annotation, molecular function: actin filament binding; small GTPase binding.
UAGACGCCGCUCCGCCUCGCGCGCGCACGGAUGCGGUGCUGGGCUCCGGCGGGGAACCCCGGGAGGCUACGCGUCUGAACGCGAGCCGGGAGAGCCGCGAGCCUCUCGCGCCCCUCCUCCGCCUUCCCCCUCCCGGCCGGAAUCUCCGCGAGCCCCUCGCGCCCCUCCUUCUCCUCCUCCCCCAUCCCGCCGGGAACCUCCUCGCGCCCCGCCCGGACUUCUCAACCUGAAGGGAGCGAAUCCGCCCCCCUCCCGUCCACACCACCCGUGAUCAGGCUGAAGAGGGGGCGGCGACGGCGUGGGGACCGGACUCGGUCAUCGGGGACCCAAGCGCCUGGGGCUGAGGAUCCGGAGUCGAGCGCCAGGAGCCAGGGGCUCCGCCGGGAUGGGCAACCUGGAGAGCGCCGAGGCCGGGCCGGGAGAGCCGACCCCCGUGCCGCUGCUGCUGCCCCCGGGCAAGAUGCCGAUGCCGGAGCCGUGCGAGCUGGAGGAGAGGUUCACCCUGGUUCUGAGUUCCAUGAAUCUUCCUCCAGACAAGGCCCGUCUCUUGAGACAGUAUGACAAUGAGAAGAAGUGGGACCUCAUCUGUGACCAGGAGCGAUUUCAGGUGAAGAAUCCUCCCCACACUUAUAUCCAGAAACUACAGAGCUUCCUGGACCCCAGUGUGACUCGGAAGAAGUUCAGGAGGAGAGUCCAAGAGUCGACCAAAGUGCUGAGGGAGCUAGAGAUCUCUCUUCGGACGAAUUACAUUGGGUGGGUCCGAGAGUUUCUGAGUGAUGAGAACAAAGGGCUGGAUGUGCUGGUCGAUUACCUGUCUUUUGCACAAUGUUCUGUCAUGUUUGAUUUUGAGGGUCUGGAAAGCAGCGAUGAAGGCGCUUUUGAGAAGCUGCGAUCCUGGAGCAGGUCCAUCGAGGAUCUGCAGCAGCAGCCCAGUGCCCUGUCAGCUCCUUUCGCCAACAGUCUUGCUCGCUCUGCACGGCAGUCUGUGCUACGGUACAGCACUCUUCCUGGGAGAAGGGCCCUGAAGAACUCCCGCCUUGUGAGCCAGAAGGAUGAUGUCCAUGUCUGCAUCCUCUGCCUCAGGGCUAUUAUGAACUACCAGUAUGGAUUCAACUUGGUCAUGUCCCACCCCCAUGCUGUCAAUGAGAUUGCCCUCAGUCUCAACAACAAGAACCCCAGGACCAAAGCCCUUGUUCUGGAGCUGCUAGCUGCUGUGUGCUUGGUGAGGGGAGGCCAUGAGAUCAUCCUUGCUGCCUUUGACAACUUCAAAGAGGUGUGCAAAGAGCUCUACCGCUUUGAGAAGCUGAUGGAGUACUUCAGGAAUGAGGACAGCAAUAUCGACUUUAUGGUGGCCUGCAUGCAGUUCAUCAACAUUGUGGUACAUUCGGUGGAAGAUAUGAAUUUCCGAGUCCAUCUGCAAUAUGAGUUCACCAAGCUUGGGCUGGAGGAGUUCUUGCAGAAGUCUAGGCAUACAGAGAGUGAGAAGCUACAAGUGCAGAUUCAAGCGUACCUAGAUAACGUCUUUGAUGUUGGUGGACUGCUGGAGGAUGCUGAAACCAAGAAUGUGGCGCUGGAGAAGGUGGAGGAGCUGGAAGAGCACAUUUCCCAAUUAUCGGAAAAGUUGCUGGAUCUUGAAAAUGAGAACAUGAUGCGUGUGGCUGAGCUGGAGAAGCAGCUGCUGCAGAGAGAGAAAGAACUAGAGAACAUCAAGGAGACCUAUGAAAACACAAAUCAUCAGGUCCACACGCUUAGGAGGCUUAUCAAGGAGAAGGAGGAAGCCUUUCAGCACAGGUGCCACUUAGAUCCACAUGCUCAGCCCUUGGAGUCAGUGGGCAGCGAUCUCACCAGGGUGGGCCCUACUGAACUCAGCGAGAGUGUGUUCCCAUCAGACCUCAACCUAGCAGUUCCACCCUCAGCCCCGGAAGAGGCAUUGCCCCUGCCCCCACCUCCAGCACCACCCCUCCCACCUCCGGCACCCCCCCUGCCAGAAAAAUGUCCUCCUGCUCCGCCUCUCCCUGGAGCUGCUCCCUCUGUGGUCUUGACUGUGGGCCUGUCAGCUAUCCGUAUCAAGAAACCAAUCAAGACCAAGUUCCGUCUGCCUGUAUUUAAUUGGACAGCCCUGAAGCCCAACCAGAUCAGUGGCACUGUUUUCAGUGAACUUGAUGAUGAGAAGAUCUUGGAAGAUCUGGACCUGGACAAGUUUGAGGAACUGUUCAAGACAAAGGCACAAGGUCCUGCUCUUGAUCUUGUCUGCUCCAAGAGCAAAACGUCACAAAAGGCAGCCAGCAAGGUCACCUUGCUGGAGGCGAACCGAGCCAAGAACCUGGCGAUAACGCUACGAAAGGCAGGCCGCUCAGCCGAGGAAAUCUGCAGAGCAAUCCAUACGUUUGACCUGCAGACGCUGCCCGUGGACUUCGUUGAGUGUCUCAUGCGCUUCCUGCCGACGGAGGCCGAGGUGAAGCUCCUGCGACAGUAUGAGCGGGAGCGGCAGCCGCUGGAAGAGCUGGCGGCUGAGGACCGUUUCAUGCUGCUCUUCAGCAAAGUAGAGCGGCUGACCCAGCGCAUGGCCGGCAUGGCCUUCCUGGGCAACUUCCAGGACAACCUGCAGAUGCUCACACCGCAACUCAAUGCCAUCAUCGCAGCGUCUGCCUCCGUCAAGUCUUCUCAGAGGCUGAAGCAGAUGCUUGAGAUAAUCCUUGCUUUGGGGAACUACAUGAACAGCAGCAAGAGGGGUGCAGUGUACGGAUUCAAGCUGCAGAGCCUGGACCUGCUACUGGAUACCAAAUCUACUGACCGGAAGCUGACUUUGCUACACUUCAUCGCCUUGACCGUGAAAGAGAAGUACCCAGAGUUGGCUGGCUUCUGGCACGAGCUGCAUUUUGUGGAGAAGGCUGCGGCAGUGUCCUUAGAGAACGUGCUGCUGGAUGUGAAGGAGCUGGGCCGAGGAAUGGAGCUGAUCCGGCGGGAGUGUAGCCUUCACGACAACAGUGUCCUCCGCAGCUUCCUCAGUGCCAACGAGGGCAAGCUGGACAAGCUCCAGCGAGACGCCAGGACAGCAGAGGAGGCUUACAAUGCAGUUGUCCGUUACUUUGGUGAAAGCCCCAAGACAACUCCUCCUUCUGUAUUCUUUCCAGUAUUUGUUCGGUUUAUCCGCUCUUACAAGGAAGCAGAGCAGGAAAAUGAGGCACGAAAAAAGCAGGAAGAGGUAAUGCGCGAGAAGCUGCUGGCUCAGGAGGCUAAGAAACUGGAUGCCAAGACUCCAUCCCAGCGGAACAAGUGGCAGCAGCAAGAAUUGAUCGCUGAGCUUCGGCGGCGCCAGGCCAAGGAGCACCGGCCUGUCUAUGAGGGCAAGGAUGGCACCAUAGAGGAUAUUAUCACAGUGCUGAAGAGUGUCCCCUUCACGGCCCGCACUGCCAAGCGGGGCUCACGCUUCUUCUGCGAUGCAGCCCACCAUGAUGAGUCAAACUGUUAGCCCCCAAGGCUGGGAGCCCCUGACAGGCCUGCACCACUGGGCCUGGAGCUACGCCCCGGCCCGAGCCCCAGGUCCCCACUGAGGCACCAAUCACGGAGAAGGAAGCACUUCAGGCCCUCAAGCUCGUCUCUGCAAGUUGAAGGGGUUUGAUCCGGAGCCUUGGAACUGGCAGUGGCUCCCACGUUGGGACUGCCACACUUAUCCCCUCACUUCCUGUUCGCAUCCCAGGCCUUGAGACUGGCUUCCCAUUGGCUUCUGGUCCAGAAGGGGAGACAGCAAUCAUCUUCCCCGUGGGAAUCAGAUUCCCUAGGCCGAGUCCCUGCCCAGGACCCAUGCAUUGUCUUUUACUGCACUUUGCUCUUAAAGGCCUCUAACCACCUGCCCUGUUAGGGCAUUCUUAAUCCCUUCAAGGCAGCUCAGCCCCUUGUUAGGAGUGGGCACAGCCCCUAGCAGGAUCAGGGUGGAGAUGUCAGCUUUAGCACUUCCUGAGAGCUUAGGCUCAGGGCCCUAGGCCUCAACCCAAGGGCAUGAAGAGAAGGAACAAGGGUAGUGGCUAGAUUCUGAUUGGAGGGAGGGAAGAGACAAAGCCCAGAGUAUGAGCUGAUGGGGAGAAAAGUCCUAGACUUUUCUUCUAGAUCCUUAGGUUUAGAUGGCUGCCAGAGCACUGGGGGUUGAAAAUAAUAAUCCUCCAGUGCUUGGGGCCCUGCCUUGCUUAUAAUAAGCAGGGGAGCUUGUUAGGCCAACUUCCGGGCUCAUCAGUAUUGAUGGUGGAGGCUUUUCUACCUGUCCAAAUCUGGUCACUGGCCUCUAAGUGGAGAACAAGGACAGAGCUGGGGAAGGAAGAAAUCAUUGGGAUUGCCUGACCUGUUGAAGGUAAAGAGGGGGCAUCAGCAACUGCAGUGGAAUAGGCCAGCCCUGAUUUUCUAAGUGAGGAAACUGCUCAUUCAGAUCAGCACCUGUUCUGUAACUGAAGUCUUGAGAGCGGCCUGAGGCCUUGGAAAGGUAAAUGACUUGUCACAGUUACACAGCCAGUAAAGGACACUCAAAGGAUUUGUCAUCCUGCCUCUGGAAGCUCUUUAAGGGAAGAAAACAGCAGAGCCCAUGCACUGCCUUGCCAGGGUAGGGCUUUCUAAGUGAGCCAAAUCUCUCUCCUCGUCCUUCUGGCUCCCUCACCUUUUCUAUCCUCUGGAAGGUUAGCCAUCCUGUUUUGUAUAUGGAAAGUAUCCCAUCCCUACUUGUCUUGUGUGUCUCUGUGUAUAUAUCUCUAUCUCUCUGCUCCCCAAAUGCCAACAAAAGCUUAGAGCAUCACUGUGUCUGUGAGUUCUUUCCCCUCGGGGUCAUAGGUUGGCCCAGGGAUGUGGGGUGAAGGGCAGUACCCAUAGAUUCCUUGGAGCCCAAGCUUCUCUGUGCUCGGCACAAAAUAAGCGGUGACAGACAUAAGCCUGUCAGCAACAAGGAACAGAGGCUAUGUGUGGCCGACUCCAGAUAGUGCCUUGAGCUGGUCAGAGGGUUUGAGAUGCAAAGGAGCACGUUAGGUUGAUCCAUGAUGCAUUAAUUCCCCCUGCUGGCUUUAGAGGGUAUAGCCUCCAUUGAGUCUAUAGGUCUCAUUCUAAACUUAU